CAUAACAUAUAUAAACGAGAGGCCAAGAAACAUACUCUCAAACACAGAUAAACCUCUCUCCCUUUCUUCUCUCUUCCACCAUGCUAGUUUCAAAGUUCACUUCUUCUCCUUAUUCUCAUUUCUUCAAUCUCUCUUCUUUCUCCAAACUCACAUCACCAUCUUCAUCUUCUCUUCUUUUUCAUAGUCAUCACCAUGUUCAUCACCCAUCUAAACAAACUUCAAAAACUACAAACUUCACCAUCAAAGCUUACAUGGAGAAUCCAAACUCCUUUUCAAGUAUAGUAAACAAAGUCAUUGGUUCUCUUCCUGUUGUUGGUCUCUUAGCUAGAAUCAUGAGUGAUGAAGGUGGUGUUGGUAAUGAUCUUGUUGAUUUUGCUGAGUUUAGAAGAAGGGUUGGUAAUAAUUGUUCUCCUAGUGAUUCAACUUCUUUUUAUCAGUUCCAAUCUCGAAAAGGAAAGACAGGGGAUCCUAUCUAUGUUCUGUUAUGUUGUUGGCUUGCAGCUGUUGGUGCAGGUCUACUUAAAACUGAGGAGAUUUUGGAAGGAGUCGCGAGGCUUCGAAUCUCGGACGAUGUUGAGUUUGAAGAACAGACUUUCAUUGCCAUGAUGGAAGAAGCAAGAGAGAGAAGAGCGAAACUAAAGGGUGCACCUCCUGCGGUACCAAUGGAGGUUCGAGUUGAGAAGGCGCUUGAUGCUAUCUAUGUAUGUUGCUUUGGAAAGGAUCCUAUAGAGAUUGAAGAUGAAAGAUUACUAAGUACAAUACUUUGUUCUGUUUUUCCAUCAGUUCCAAAACAAGAGAUUCGACGCAUGGUUACAGAAAUGGCACAGAAAGUAGAAGAUGGAGGCAUGGAUUAUAUUCCAGAUGCCAAACCUCUAUCAAAAGAAGCUGUUGAACUGCAAAUGAAAGACCUUAACUUUCUUAAACAAAAUAGUGACACUAUGUGAAGCAUGUGUUGUUUUUGACAUAUAAUACAUUGAAUGAAAUUAUAUUUCCAAGAUCAAAGUGUGUUAGCCUUUUGGCUACUCAUAGGGGAGAAAAUGACAGUGAUGCUAGAUUUUGUUCUCUUGCUACAGAUAUUAUACCUAUUGAAAGGUGGGAAUGUAGGAACACGAGUGUGUAAAACAAAGCUUGAAAAUAGUAUCUCAAAUGUAAUUUAUUUACAGGACAAUCAAGUGAUCCAGUUUUUCCUUCA
This is a messenger RNA of Lathyrus oleraceus (garden pea), 1192 nucleotides long. RefSeq names its product photosystem I assembly factor PSA3, chloroplastic. Lineage: Eukaryota; Viridiplantae; Streptophyta; Magnoliopsida; Fabales; Fabaceae. The coding region runs from base 81 to 944 and encodes 287 amino acids. The transcript is spliced from 3 exons. The record is from RefSeq and is a predicted model, not a curated record. Gene Ontology annotation, biological process: photosystem I assembly.